GGCGACAUUUAACAGAAGCCAGUGGACGUAAUGGGCCUGAUGCCGAUAUCGGCCUCCAGGCAGGCCUGUCAGCAUAGCUUUGAAUACUGACAGAAUCUGUUGAUUUCGGCAAUAAUGAUGUCUCGGCACCGGUGCUAUGUAGAUACUCUAUUUUGAGACAAUUUGAGUGUGUAUUCCUCAAGCAGAUUCUGUGAUAUACGUGCAAUCUUUCCAGGGUAGGAAACUCAGCCAUUUGAAUUCCUUCUGAAAGCUGUUAUCCAAAGAUCUUUCAUCUUGCCUUGCAGUAUAAUCAACCUGAUCCUGUUAUAAGGGUUUAAAUUCCAUUGCCAAAUCGGAAGAUAUUAGCACUGCCUUUCAUAUCUAAUCUCAGAACCAUAAUCAACAGUCAUUAAGAGAUUUCUUGAUCUGCUCGCCAUUGUAUUUUUUGUUGUGCAAAGAUCUCGUGGGUCCAUGCCAUAUUCUUUCAACAUUUCAUUAUUUUUGUCUAGUUCAGAACAAUGCAAAUUGAACCUUGCUUUAAGGUUGUGUUGUAAAGAUUGCAUUCCAAAUUGAGGGCAAGCACAUUGAAGCAUUCUCUAGCUAAGACAAAUCAGUCAAAGUGCCUAGCUCUCAGGAAAUGGGAGUUACUGAAUCCUUCCAACAAAGAGGGAAGCUUACUACUUGUUUUCACAAUAGCUGAUUGAACAAAUUACAAUUAACUCAAGAUCAAUCAUCGCUUGCUACAAACUACUCAUUGCUCCUUAUCAACGAAGUACUCACCAAACCACGAUUCCCCCCCCUGAGCUGGUCACAAAGACAUGCAAGAAGGGGGUAAAAAGACUGGUAAUCAAUGGGCGUCUUCAGCGUCAGCAGCAGUGGGACUUGGUUGGUGUGAAGAAGAUGAUGGUGGAUGGCGUGAGGGACCACCUGCUACGGGUAGUGGUUGGACAGAUCCAAGUCCAGCUGCAAACGACAGAGGUCAGAAUAUAGGAACCUGGCACAAUCCUUCCAAGGACUGUGAGUGGAGCCAAAGCUCAAGUGUUAAUAGUGUCAUUGUGGAUUCCUCAGAUAAAGAAGCUUGGCCGUCCAUUGGGAACUCUGAAACUGCGGGCUCUGAUGCAGGAGAUGAUGCUGCAUCUGUCAAGUCCGGAUCUGUGAUAUCUAGCUCAAGUAGCCAUGGUCAAAAUCAGGAGACCAAUCAGGGGUUAAGUGCCAUGCAGAGUCAAAGUGCUUCCAAUCCAUGGGGAGCCAAUUCCACACUUGGUGGACUUGAAUCAAAUCCUUGGGGGAUCAGGGAUCCUCCAAAUUCCUCUGCUGCCAAUAUGAAUCCUAUGAAUUGGGGUUCAAGUAAUCCGCAUCCAAGUCUUUCUAUGAACAACCAAGGACAUAAUAUGCAAGUUGGUACCAGCAUGGCUGGUAGUGAUAACCUAUCAAAUUCUAUGAACUCAAACUCCUCCACUUCCCGUUCAGGAUGGGGGAUGGGUGCCCCAGGCCAGGGUAGCCCAAGACCACAGAAUUCCAUGCAAAUGCAAACCUCAAAUGGCAACAAUAUGCAUGGUUUGAUGCUUAGCGGUAGCGGUGCUCAACAAAGUGGACCUCCAGUGAGUGGCAAUCAGACAGGGCCUUCAAAUAAUCAAACUCCAUGGCAGGGUAGUAGUGGGUCUGGCAUGUUUGGUGGCAUGACUACGUAUUCCAAACCCCACGAGUCUGGCUGGAAUAAUCCAACAAGUGCUGUGAUGAACAAUUGUGGGAAAGAAAACAGUGGCAAUAAUGGUGGCCCGGAAGGUGCGGGCAAUGGCUCUAGCAUGUGGGGCACACCAGAUGCGGCUCCUAAGUCUGGCUUUUUGGGAAGUAGUGGGUGGGGAGAGUCCCUACCUCCCACUCCACAGUCAGCAACCCAGUGGGAUAAUAAUUCUAAGUCACAAUGGGGGGACAACCCCAAUGGUGCAGCCAAUAGUCAGGGAUCAGGCAAUACAACUGAGUUCAUAUCAUGGGCUCAAGCUGCAUGCAAGGGCUUAACCCCAGGCAGCAGCAAUUCAGGGACCGGGCAACCCUCUGCUGCUGAUGCAGCAGGCCAAUCAGGACAAGUUGCUGAUGAUUUCAUAAGACAAGCCAUUGAGAACCAUGAUGGGUGGGGGGCAAAACCUGUCAAACAGGAUACAGCCUGGGAUGUCUCAGAAUCACCAAAGACCAAACGCAAAUUUUCUACUGAUAGUGGUGGUGGAGCUUCCAAUGUGUGGAACAAUAAUAAUGGAACGGCAAUCUGGGAAGCUAGUCGUGACAGUAGCUCUGGAGGUAAUGGAGGAAAUGGUGGCAAUGGUGGUGGCAGCGGAGGUGGUGGGUGGAAUGGAGCUUCAGGUGGAUCUCAGUGGCAAAAUGAGAAUGAUUCCAAUACUUGGAAUGGCCCACCAAACAAGCCUGGAGCUGAUAACCAAUGGGGUGGUAAUGGAGGAAGCAGUGUUGGCAGUGGUGUAGGUGUUGGUCCAAAUGGUGGAACUGGUGGUCUUGGUGGCCUUGGUGGAAACAGUGCUGGCAAUGUUGGAGUUGGUGGAAAUGGUGCUGGCAAUGUAGGAGGCAACGGAGGUGGAAGUUCCGACAAAACCAUUGGUACCUGGGGGGGAGGCUCUGAAACCUCAAGCAUGUGGGGUAACAAGACUGAAACAGGAUCUUGGGGAUCUUCCGGUCAGGAUCGCGAUCGUGGAUCUGGGUCCCAGUGGGGAGACAAUCAAGAUUCUCAAGGAGGCUGGGAAGAUGCAGCAAUGCAGCGUCGACGUGUUGAUAAUGGUACAGGUUACUGGGGUGAGCCACAGAUGCCGCGCCCACAAGGUUGGAACAGUCAACCAAGUACCCCAGCAACUCCACUAACCCCACGGCCCAAGCCUGAACAGCCCGAGUCUUGGAACAAAGGAGCACCGGUACCGGUCCAGCAACCACCUACAGGCUCUGGAAUGGGCGGUGGAGGAAUGGGCGGUGGAGGAAUGGGCGCUGGAGGAAUGGGUGCUGGAGGAAUGAGUGGUGGAGGUGGAAAUGUAGGAGUUGGCAACCCACCAAAGGCCUCUGGAUGGGGAGACCUCUCCAACUCCAACAUGAAGGUUGAUGAUGGAACCAGUAUUUGGGCAGCCAAUGCCCAGCAGCAGGCCCGAGCUGGAGGUUGGGGUGACCCAGGGAGUCAGUGGAAUCCCACGCCUGGUGCCAAGCCAAAAUCCCUAUCUACCUCGAGUUGGAGUGGAGAUGGCGGCGGCGACCAGAGCUGGAACUUGAGAAAGCCGGGCUGGCCAGAUGAGAAUGCAAGCAAUUCAGGCAAUGUGUGGGGUGGUGAAACGGAGGUGGGAUAUUGGAAUGACAUUUCACAAGAAAAUAGUACAUGGAGCAGUGCCCCUGGCUGGAAAACCAAAAAGAAUCUGGUGAAGGGUCCUAACAAAUUCCCCACUGGCAACAAUCAUCAUCCCCAGAUGAGAAGUAAAUUACUACAACAGCUGAUGGACAUGGGUUUCAAAAAGGAAGAAGCUCAGAAUGCCUUGAUUAGCAAUAACAUGAAUGUUGAAAGUGCCCUGGCUGAUCUUAUGGCCACCAAGAAGGAUGCUGACAUGGAUGUGUUCAUGUCUAAUAGUGCAAAACCCAGAAUGCCUGGCAUGAUGCCUGACAAUGCCAUGGUUAACGAUGACAUAUCAGAUACUCAGUCUGAGAGCAAUCCACAUGUGCCUAACAUUAACAUGCAAAAUACUCCCUUUCAAAAUGCUCAAGUACCAAAUCAGCCAUUUGUGACCAUAUAUGACCGGUCUAAAUCGGGACCUAGUCUGCCCCCAUCUAGUCUGAAUCCAAAUAACCCCAGUAUUAAUCCACAAUCAUUGCAACAAAAACUCAUGCAGCAUAAGCGUCAACAACAGCAACAGAACCAGUCUAUGAAUUCAAUGAGUCCCACCCAAGGUCCUCUGACCCGAGGACAGCUGCCGAACACACAGGUGAUGCAGCAACAGAUGGCGCAGCAGCAGAUCCUGCAACAGCUGCGACUGGCGGUCCAGUCUGGCCUCAUUAGCCCUCAGCUCUUGAACCAGCAACUGCCACACAACAUCCUGGUGCUCCUGCAACAACUGCUGCAACUGCAGAAUGUUCUGCAGCAGCUUGUUACCAAGCAACAGUUCCUCCAACAGAACAAGAUGAUGAACAUGAUUCAACGGCAACAGGUGGAACAGCUGGCAGUCAUGAUCAACAAUAUCAAACAGCAGAUACUGCAGCUGCAGAAGCAGCUUUCUCAGGCACAGCAGAUCCUGCUCAAAAACCCUGGUGGGGCUGUAGGGGCUGGAGGUCCCAUGGCUCAAGCUCCAGCAGCAGGCCCACAUAUUCAAGACUCAGUUGAUAACAUGAUGCCCAUACAGAAUGAACUCGAGAAACUUGCCAUUAAUCCACCUCAAUUGCAACAAACGUCCCGCCUUAACCAGUGGAAGCGCCAAACCCCUGACAAAGAAACCGCUGGUGAAGUUGGAGAAAACCUCAAUAAAGCUGUUGGAAGCAAACCUCUCCAGCAGUCACAAAGUGGCCCACCUCUGGGGCCAUUCUCUGAUCUCAGUGGCCUAAAUAUCAGUGGUGAUACUACUUGGUCUACACAAGCAACCACCUCGUCUCAAAAUUGGCCUUCUACUAGUUCUGGUGGAACCACUUCACAAGCCGAGACAAAAGAGAGCUCUGAAAACAAAGAAUCUCACCCACCAAUUACCACAUCCAGCACUCCGACAAUCAGUAUGACUGACAUCAUCCCUGAGUUUGUUCCUGGCAAACCAUGGCAGGGGCUUACUAAGAGUGUUGAAGAUGACCCUCAUAUCACACCAGGAAGUAUAUCCCGGUCACUAAGUGUCAAUGUUGUGAAGGAUGACUACCUGAAUAACUUGGCGACAAGCAUCAAGACCAGCCCAAUAGUGGCUGCUGACUCGUCCACCACUUGGAGCAUGAAAGGAAGCCACAUCUCCACCACAAGUUCGUCCAAACCCUGGUCCACAUCUGAAUCAACAACGCCCUCCAUGUCUGAUGUAUGGAGCAUGCCUCCAAAGAAUCGCCCUCCUCCUGGCCUCAUGGCGCACAAGACCCACCACUGGCCUGCUGGUGUCAACAGACAGAACUCCUGGGCUGGCAGGACAGACAACUCGGCAUUUACCCCAGUGAACGCUCAAGGUUGGGAUGGGAGAGCCCCUAAUACCUCCACUUGGCUGGUCCUAAGGAACCUCACUCCACAGAUUGAUGGUUCCACGCUUCGUACACUGUGCCAACAACAUGGCCCACUGCGUCUGUUCCACCUUAAUCUCAGUCAAGGACAGGCAGUGGUCUGCUACAAUUCCAAGGAUGAAGCCUUUAAAGCUCAAAAAAGCCUUAAUACUUGCGUUCUUGGCAACACCACCAUUCUGGCUGAAUUCUUGUCUGACCAAGAGUGUGCUCAUUUCCUGGAUCAGCACAGUAAUUCAUCCAACAACCCUAGUCAGUGGUCACAAGGCCAACAGGUGUCCAACUUCCAGCCAAUGCAGCAAGCACCCCCUGGCCAGCCUGCCGCACAACGCUCCACACAGCCGUCCUCAGCUGCUAACCCUGGGUACUACCGCAGCGAGUCCACCACUCCGUGGAGUGCCAUGCCAAGUCGUGGAGGCAUGGGAGGGAGCCAGCCCGGUCCCGGCAACAUGUGGAGCUCAAGCUUGUGGGGGGGGGAGGGGCAGUAGAGGAUCAUAAUUCCAACCCUUUCCUUAGCAAUAUAUUGGGAGGGGAAUCCAUGUAAAUAUCAAACAAAUCUUUAAUAUAUAUAGAGAUAUAUUAUUACACUGAAACCUGCCAUAACCAAAUCUAAUCUGGGACCUCUACCAAGAUUUUUGUCAAUUCACUGGUUGUUGGUAGUCUGUUUAAAUGAAUAAAUGUUGAUGACUCGUGAUAUGGUCAGUAUUCCAGUAGUGUGUUUCCAGGACAAUCAAAUAUGGGUUGGGCAGGUUUCUGGCUUGUUUGUUGACAUGGUUUCCCAGUUUCCCAUCAUGUGAUUGAUCUCUUGUUGUACGCGGGUUAGCUAGCUAAUGCAGGUGGGUGCCGUCGCCAACGACGCAAGUUAGUUACUGCUUCUAUGUGUUCCAUGGACCAUCACUUGUGCUCUGAGAGCUGUUACCCUGCUGCCUACCCUCCCUAGUGCUAAACAGCGUGCAAUUAGUGGUGCUCACUGCUUCAAGUAUAGCACAGAGUUUAUUUUUUGUACUUCAGGUGAAGUAUUAAGUCUUUCAGAAUUCCCAAAUUGUCUUGUCAUGUGGGUAUACAGCCUCAGCAAGCAAGUGGGCCUACUAAUAAUUGGGCUGGAGGGAGGGCGGGGGAAAGGGAGGGUUCAAAGCCUUUUAUACAAGUUAACCUCAAGUCUAUUUGUGAAUGUAUGAAAAUACUGUUUAUGUAUAGGCCAUUCAUGACUGAUGUCAAAUCGAAUCUUACUUGUAAUGCAGCAACAAUGAGUGCAAAUAUGUUUUCCUUUAAUUACACUUGAUUGGUGGUGUAAUAUUUUUUUUCUUGUUUGAAUUGGAAUCUGUCAGUUGGCAGGAAAAAUACAACCUGUGAUACUGAAGUCUCAUAUGUGUGUCUGUUGUCCAGUUGUGUGAUUGAAUCAGGAUAGAAGUGCAUUCUAGUGCUGUUGAUAAUUCUUCCAAGAAAUAAAUGAUAUUGGGCAUAACGAAUCAUCUUGGAUGAUUGAUUGGGUUAGCCAUUUUAUAUAAUAUGCCACCUGAACUGCUGUAUUGUCUGUAAUAGUCCUUAUUCCCGCCCAUACUUGGAGAAAAAAAAGAAAAAAAAACAUGAAAAAAACCCAAACAAAAACAAAUAAAAAAUCAAAUGAAAAAAAGUAUUAAAAAAAAAACAAAAGAAAAAGACCAAAAAAAAAAAAUACCUCCCAAAAAUAGAAAACAAAUGUGCAUCCUAAAUCCACAAAUUUAAUUUAAGAUUUUUAAUUAUUUGUCCUUAAUAUUAUCAGUGAUCUGGCAUUUAUGGGCUUGAGAGUCCAGCACGCCGUGGCAGCAGGUAGACACAGGAUGCAGUGCAAAAACAGAAAUACUUAAGAGACAAAAAAAAAGAAAAAAAAGAAAUACAAAGAAAAGAAAGAAAAAAAAAAAGAAAAAAAACAACAAAAAAUGAAAAAACCCUAACAAAACCAAAAAAAAAAUAUAAAGAAAAAAAACAUAAAAAAAAAAUGACUGUAUCUAUAUAAAUGCUAUAUAAGCACACUGUGAUUACUUCCAGGCAGGGCACCGUGUGUUCCAAAGUGCUGCUAUUACAGACAGUAUGGUUCUUUAUUAUAAUUAUUAUUAAUGUAUGAUGCCUCUUGUGUUUUCCGAACUCAGUACUUACUGCAUUUUUAUUGUGACCAAGAAGAGAUAUAGAUCACAAUCUGCCAAAGCACAGGUAUCCUAGGAUUGGGCAGCUUUUAUCAGUACAAGUGAUAGGAGAAUUUUUGACAUGACAUGUAUAUUGUGCUCGUAGCUUGCUUGAAUUGUAUUCUGAAUAAAGUCUUUAUUCAA
This is a messenger RNA of Haliotis rubra (blacklip abalone), 7499 nucleotides long. RefSeq names its product trinucleotide repeat-containing gene 6C protein-like. Gene Ontology annotation, cellular component: nucleoplasm; P-body. Gene Ontology annotation, molecular function: protein binding; RNA binding. NCBI's taxonomy places the organism in Eukaryota, Metazoa, Mollusca, Gastropoda, Lepetellida, Haliotidae. Gene Ontology annotation, biological process: miRNA-mediated gene silencing by inhibition of translation; positive regulation of nuclear-transcribed mRNA poly(A) tail shortening. The record is from RefSeq and is a predicted model, not a curated record.